Messenger RNA from Oncorhynchus masou masou (cherry salmon), 2319 nucleotides. It is a transcript of the gene aasdhppt, whose product is annotated as aminoadipate-semialdehyde dehydrogenase-phosphopantetheinyl transferase. The transcript has 7 exons. Gene Ontology annotation, cellular component: cytosol. NCBI's taxonomy places the organism in Eukaryota, Metazoa, Chordata, Actinopteri, Salmoniformes, Salmonidae. The record is from RefSeq and is a predicted model, not a curated record. The coding region runs from base 254 to 1147 and encodes 297 amino acids. Gene Ontology annotation, molecular function: magnesium ion binding; holo-[acyl-carrier-protein] synthase activity.
AGCUAGCAUGUUCUCAAAGUGAAGCAAACACUAGUUCAGCAGGGCACUUAUCAAGUUCUCAUGUGUCGCUUAGCUAACUAUGUUUUUUGGUUUGCGGUACUUGUAGUGCCUACAAUACCGACACACUUACCUCACAGCUAACAGUUAGGUAAUCCACAAAAGCGGUCAGUGUUAUCCAGCUGCAUUACGAGAGGUAACGUUAGUUUAAAGCGGUACGUCGGUCUACGAGUUCUUAGCUCUGAAACUGGCCGUCAUGGGAGGCGUUCGCUGGGCGUUCCGGUGUGGCUCGUGGACGCCGAGCCGGUCCGAGUGGCUGUUAGCGGCCCGGUGUGUGCAGCGCGAAGAGAAAGAACGAAUCGGACAGUUCAUGUUUGCCAAAGAUGCCAAAUCAGCUAUGGCUGGCAGGUUGUUGUUGAGGAGGUUGGUGUGUGACAGGAUGGGUGUUCCCUGGUCUGACAUCCGCUUGGAGCGUUCUCCCAGAGGAAAACCCUACCUGGCCAACCCAGCCUGCUCCAGCCCUGAAACCAUGGGCUGGAGUUUUAACAUCUCCCACCAGGGUGACUACGCUGUGCUGGCUGCAGAGCAGGGGCUGCAGGUCGGGGUGGACGUAAUGAGGACCACCAUGCCAGGUAGCACUUCUGUGCCAGAGUUUUUCCGUAUCAUGACGAGGCAGUUUACUGAUUAUGAGUGGAGUGUUAUCCGCAGAGCAGGAUCGGAAUGGGAGCAACUGACCAUGUUCUACAGACACUGGGCGUUGAAGGAAAGUUUCAUCAAGGCGAUUGGCACAGGGCUGGGCUUUAAUCUACAGAGGGCGGAGUUUCACCUGUCACCUGAGCCAAUUGCAGAGGGCAAGGUGUGUCGCCGGACCACAAUGCACCUGGAUGAGGAAGAAGAGGAGGUCUGGGCCUUCGAGGAGACUGUAUUGGGUAAGGACCACCAUGUUGCUGUGGCACUGGGACGCAGCCAUACAGUCAGAUCUGUGCCUCCCCCUGCCCUCACUGAUCCUCCCCCCUCCUUCACCUUCCUCUCCUUCAGUGACCUCAUCAGCAUGGCCACACCCCUCUUUGAAGAAGACUCCGCCUACUGGGAGAACUUCCAGAAAAAGGCUGAAGCCCCGGAAAGACAAAGACUCACAGCUACAGUAUGAGCAUCUUCACAAGGUCCUUUGCUGCUGUUCUGGGAUUGAUUAGCACCAAAGUACGUUCAUCUCUAGGAGACGGAACGAGUCUCCUUCCUGAGUGGUAUGACGGCUGCGUGGUCUCAGGGUGUUUAUACUUGUGUACUAUUGUUUGUACAGAUGAACGUGGUACCUUCAUGCGUUUGGAAAUUCCACCCAAGGAUGAACAAGACUUGUGGACGUCUACAAUUUUUUUCUGAGGUCUUGGCUGAUUUCUUUUGAUUUUCCCACGAUGUCUAGCAAAGAGGCACUGAGUUUGAAGGUAUGCCUUGAAGUACAUCCACAGGUACAUUGACUCAACAGAUGCUCCUAAAGCCAUGACAUCAUUUUCUAGAAUUUUCUAAGCUGUUUAAAGGCACAGUCAAUUUAGUGUACAGUGCCUUGCGAAAGUAUUCGGCCCCCUUGAACUUUGCGACCUUUAGAAAGUAUUAACUUAAGGGGGCUGAAUAAUUUUGCACGCCCAAUUUUUCAGUUUUUGAUUUGUUAAAAAAGUUUGAAAUAUCCAAUAAAUGUCGUUCCACUUCAUGAUUGUGUCCCACUUGUUGUUGAUUCUUCACAAAAAAUACAGUUUUAUAUCUUUAUGUUUGAAGCCUGAAAUGUGGCAAAAGGUCGCAAAGUUCAAGGGGGCCGAAUACUUUUGCAAGGCACUGUAUGUUAACUCUUGACUCAUUGGAAUUGAUAGAUUAUUUCACUUAAAAUUCACUCUGUCUGUAAACAAUUGGAAAAAUGACUUGUGUUAUGCACAAAGUACUUAAAAAUCUCACAAUGUGAUUUUCUGGAUUUCUGUUUUGGAUUCUGUCUCUCACAGUUGAAGUGUACCUAUGAUAAAAAAUUACAGACCUCUACAUGCUUUGUAAGUAGGAAAACCUGCAAAAUCGGCAGUGUAUCAAAUACUUGUUCUCCCCACUGUAUGUUUUGAUUUGUAAUACAUUCUAAGGCUGCAUGAUGCGACUCUAAUGAUGAUUUGAAAAAAGUUGCAUGAAAGGCAUAUGCUCUGCUUUUUUUGUGCAGGCUGUACACACUUCAUCAGUCUCUCAUUCACAAGGACUUGAUAAUGCCUCGGAUUUCCCGGCUGCUUCCUUUUUGUGUGGCCGUAAUGACCCCUAAAUAAAUUCAUGCCUUUUGUGGUCAGUGAUCUCUCA